AUGUUGUCUACAGUUAUGUACAGGCAAAGAAGCGAAGCGUGCCUCGGGCAGAGUCGUCCCUCGAACGCGAAGAAUCUCAAUUGCGUUGUGGUGGGUGCAGAGAAAAGAGAUGAAUUGGGUUGGGAAUGGCCCCACUCUGCUGUUUUUUCUUUUCUUUUGGUCGGAAAAGAGACAUUUCACUCACUCACUCAAUGUAUAACUCGGUUCCUUUAACAUGUAAACAAAGGAUAUCUUCUCCUCCAAUCCAAGUACACCAGCGACGACUCCAGCAAGGCUAGGGUUUCAAUUUCAAUCGCAGAAGAGGGUUCGCUUCGUUUUUGAGUCUCGGCACCAACCCUGCGACUGCACCCUUCCAUUUUCCUUCGGCCAAAAGAUCCAUCUAUGUUCAGCUUGAGAGGUUCAGUUAGCUGGCGGACAGGAAGCUUCAACUACUGAGUUUGGGUCGACCUGGGAUGCACGGAAGAUGGCCUCGUUUCGUGCCAGAACUUGGUGUUGAUCUUGGUGUCUGAAACAGAUUCUUCCAAAUGCGUUUUGGCAUCACUCUGCUGUUGAAAAACCUUGCGUUUGUCAACUUUGGCAGGCUGCAAUGAAUCAUUCUUAUUUGACCAUUUAUGAAAUUUCGCUCCAUGAGAUCUGAUACUGCCUUGCCUUCUUGUAUUUCAUCCUCGAUCUCAAGUGCUACCUCUCAUCUCUGCUAUUCCACCAUUCGCCUGUGUUUCCAACUUCAAAGAUGUUUGAGUACUUUUGGUUGCCCUGUAUGGUGACGGUUGCUGCCGUCGCUCUCUCUGCUAUCCUGUUCAUAGAAUUCCUGAAGAAGAAAAGAGCAGGUCAGAUCGCUGUAGAGGGCAGAGCAGAUAGUGAUUCGGCUCGAAAUAAGGGAACCACGGAGAGUGCUGAUCCUACUUCCACUUCGCCACCGCUCAACGAAACGGCAACAUCUUCCGGAUAUGACUACGAAGUAUUCUUGAGCUUUAGAGGACCGGAUACUCGAUCUGGUUUCACUGACUUCCUUUACACCAGUCUCGUAGAUGCAGGAAUCCGUGCAUUUAAGGACGAUGAAGACCUCCGCGUUGGGGAAGAGUUUGCCUCAGAACUUCUUCAAGCAAUUAAGCAGUCGAAGAUCUCAAUACCUAUCUUUUCGAAAGGUUAUGCUUCUAGCGUAUGGUGUCUCAAGGAGCUAGCCCAGAUGGUUGAGUGCAAGAAAACUGGGGGACAAAAGAUCAUGCCCAUUUUUUAUGAUGUGGCGCCUUCAGAGGUUCGGCGCCAGAUCGGGGGUUAUGGAGAGGCCUUUCGUUCACAUGUAAAUAAGAAGCGAUAUGACGAAGAGACGAUGCGUGAGUGGAAGGCUGCUCUCGAAGAAGUGUCGUUUCUAAAUGGAUGGGACCUGCAAAGCAUGCCCAACAGGAAAGAAGGUGAGUUCGCAAGAAAAUUUACUCAGAAGGUUUUCAGUGAGUUGAAAAAGGCUUAUUUGGCGGUAUCAGCCUGCUUCGUCAGUGUCGACAACCAUGCAAAUGCAAUCAUGAAAAUGGUAGGUGCUGGGACAAGUGAAACGAAGAUUAUAGGAAUCCACGGGAUGGGUGGCAUUGGAAAGACGACUAUUGCCAAAGUGAUCUACAAUAAGCUCUCACACGACUUUGAGAAUUUUUGCUUUCUUCCCGACAUUCGAGAAAGGUCAAAAGGUAAGGGCAUUCAAUGCUUGCAGAAUCAGCUCGUCUCUGAUAUCCUCAAAGUGCAAUUUAUGAACAUAAAAGACACUGACCAAGGGACUCAGACAAUUAAAGACAGGUUGUUUAAUAAAAGAGUCCUCAUUCUUUUGGAUGAUGUGGAAGAAGGGAAUCAUAUUGAUGCACUUGUGGGUAAGCGUGAUUGGUUAGGCAAAGGGAGCAAAAUAAUUAUUACUACAAGGAACAAAGAUAUUCUUGAGGUUCCUGAAGUGGACUGCAGUUAUGAGCUUAGCUGCAUGAAUCCCGAUCAAUCUCUUCAACUAUUUAGCAAACAUGCCUUCAGAAAAGAUUAUCCUUUGGACGGCUAUAUUGACCAGUCCAAGAGGGUGAUAGCCAUUGCUGGAGGUCUUCCGCUUACUCUUGAGGUGAUAGGUUCACUUUUAUGUCGCACUAAAAAGGAAAAGUGGGAUCUCACUUUGGGGAAGCUGGAAAAUGUUCCUCAUGCGACAGUUCAAAGUAAGUUGAGAAUAAGCUAUGAUGCAUUAGAUAUUCGACAACAACAUAUAUUCCUUGAUGUAGCUUGUCUUUUGAUUGGAUAUGACAAAGACAUUGUGGUUCAUUUCUGGGAUGAGUCUAAAUACCCGGAAGACGCCAUGGAAGUUUUGCAGAACAUGUGCUUGAUUAAGAUUGCAGAGGAUAAUAAAGUGUGGAUGCAUGACCAACUCGGAGACCUCGGAAGAGAUAUCGUGCGUCAAGAAAGUGCGAUGAAAAUAAAGAAGCAAAGUAGGGUGUGGGAUCCUAAUGAGGGAUUGGAUUUGCUGAGGAAAUAUAAGGGAAAUAAGGAAGUGGAAGUUCUUCGUCUCAAGUUGGACCAUCAGCGGCAAUAUCGUUUUACCUAUGAGGACUUUGAGAACCUUUCGAAUCUAAGGUUCCUUGAAUUGGACUGUCCGAAGGAAGAUUUUCGUGCAGAAGAGAGGCUUCUUUGGCAUGAAUCGACAUCAAAUGUUCUUUCAACUAAUGAUAAUUCAAAUCUCCUCCCACAAUUAAGGUGGCUUUCAUGGUGUGAUAUUCCCCCUACUUUUAACAUUGCAAAUUUCUCCAUGGAGGACGUGGUUAUUCUUAAUAUAUCUCGGAGUGAAAUUACGCAUGAUUGGAAGGGGUGGAGCCACAUGAAGGCAAUAAAGAACUUGAAAGUUAUGAAUCUGAGAUGUUGUAGUUACUUGGAGAGAACUCCCAUCUUCUCUGCUCACGCAAAUUUAGAACGUUUGAUCCUAAAUGGCUGUAGCGAAUUAGUCGAAAUUGAUGGGUCGAUUUGUCGGUUGAAAUGCUUAACUUGCUUGGAUGUACGUUUUUGUCAAAACCUUCGGAGGCUGCCAAAUGAGCUUGGGAAUUUAGAAUCGCUAAUUGAGUUGGAUAUAGCCUUCACAAGGAUUGGAGAAUUACCCGACUCCAUGGGAAACUUGAAAAAUUUGAAAAUGCUGGAGAUGGCCUUCAUUCCCAUAAGCAAAAUACCGGAUGCCCUUUGGACAAUUGAGAAGCUCGAAGAAAUAGAUGUCGUGAACCGAGGUUUUGAUGGUGGCCAUUUGAACAUUGACAAUUGCAUCUACAGAAAUCAAUCCCUGAAGAUCUUGAGAUUGAUGUCUUUUCAAAUAUAUGCAGUACCGAAGCUUCCUGAAAGUCUUAUCAGAUUAGAACUUCAUACAUUGCACAUGAAGAUGUUUCCAGAUCUCUCAAACCUCACUAAUUUAACGAAAUUGGAUCUGGUAUUUGGCCGACCUGAUGAUGACGUGAAAUCUAAUGGGCUUGUGGAGUAUCCGAUACCACGGUGGAUUGGGAACUUAACCAAACUGGAGUCUCUGCGCCUAGACUGUCUUUAUGUGACCACCUCACCAACAGACAUUAGCCUCCCUCCUCAACUCAAGUCACUUAACCUCAAGUGCCCUAAUCUGCGUCACCUACCGAGGCUUUCCUCAAGUUUAUCCUCCUUGAAUUUGUAUGAGUGCUACUCACUUUGCUCAAUGGAGUCUCUGCGCCUGAGCUCUCCUUAUGUGACCACCUCACCAACAGAACUUACCCUCCCUUCUCAUCUCAAGGAGCUUUACCUCUGCUGCCCUAAACUGCGUCGCCUCCCGAGGUUUCCCUCAAGUUUAUCCUCCUUGUAUCUGUACAAUUGCCAGUCACUUUGCUCGAUGGAGUCUCUGGACCUAAGCUCUCCUUAUGUGACCACCUCACCGGCAGACCUUACCCUCCUUCCUCAUCUCAAGGAGCUUCACAUCUACGACUGCCCUAAUCUGCGUCGCCUCCCGAGGCUUCCCUCAAGUUUAUUCUCCUUAUUUUUGUACGAGUGCAAGUCACUUUGCUCGAUGGAGGAUCUAGCGAAUUUGAACAAUCUGUCAUCUCUCCUGAUUAGGGACUCUGCAAUUGAAGAGAUUCCAGGCCUUGGUUGUUUGGAGAACCUACGAGAUUUGAAGCUUUCUUGCCUUGGACAGGUGAAGAUACUACCUGAUCUAAGCAAUUUAAACGGACUAAGGAGUGUUCGAGUAGAAUCUUGUGGUAAUCUGGUUGAGAUUCAAGGCGCACUCCCACGGUUUUUGGAUAAAUUGUAUAUUUCUUCAUGCGAUUCUUUACAGAAUUUGCCCGAUCUGUCAAGCUCGAUGGGUGAGAAAGAAGUUGAAAUAGUGUGUUGCAGUAAAUUAAACGUGGAGGCAAUUCUUGGAUGUGCUGGGAUCAAUACACCAGAUACGCAGCUUUCUACCUUGGAGCAGCUGCAGAUGCAGAUCCUACCUGAUCUAAAUAAUCCAAGACGUCUUGAAAUAUGCGGCUAUCAUGAUCUGAUUGAGAUUCGAGGCGAACUACCAGAGUCUUUGGAAGUAUUGCAUAUUUCUUUAUGUCAUUCUUUACAGAAUUUGCCCAAUCUGUCAAGCUUGAUGGGUAAGCAAGAGGUUAUUAUACGGUGUUGCAUUAACUUAAAUGUGGAGGCAAUUCUUGGAUUUGCUCAGGUGAAUCCACGAGAUUUGCAGCUUUCUGGCUUUGGCCAGCUGCAGACCCUACCUGAUCUAAGUAAUUCAAGCGAGCUAAGAGGUCUGGAGGUAUACGACUGUUGUAAUCUGGUUGAGAUUCUAGGCGAACUGCCCCAAUCUUUGGAAAAAUUGAAGAUUUCUUCCUGUGAAUCUUUACGGAAGUUGCCUGAUUUGUCCAGCUUGAAGGAACUGCAAGAGGUUGUCAUAGAAGGUUGCACAAAAUUAAAGGGGGAGGCAAUUCUCGGUUCUGCUCGGAGAAGUCAGGCAAAUUGGUGGGAGAACCUACGAUAUUUGCGGAUUUGUGGCAUUGAACAGUUGGAGAUACUACCCGAUCUAAGUAAUUUAAACAAACUAAGAUGUCUUCAUGUACAAUCUUGUGAUAAUCUGGUUGAGAUUCAAGGCGAAUUACCAAAGUCUUUGGAAGUAUUGGAGAUUUCUUCCUGUAUAAAUAUACAGAAGUUGUCUGAUCUAUCAAGCUUGAAUGGAUUGCGAACGGUUAAAAUAUAUCGUUGCUUUGGAUUAAAUGUGGAGGCUAUUUCUUUGCUUUGCUCGGAGAAGUCAGUCAAAUUUGUGGGUCAACCACAUUUGUGGGAGAAGACGGAUGAGUGGGACAGAGAAGAUGCCGAAUCUGAAUCUGAAUAUGAUGGAGGAGGAGGAAUAAGUGCACGUCGCUCUUGAAAGCUUCUUGAUCCACGACCACAGAUUGUUCCCUUGUGUUCAAACUUUAAACAAAUCGAGAUGGAAUGUGUGCUGGAAGGUCAUAUAACUAUGGUUCUCAUCCUGGAACUUUACAGCAUAAUCAACUCGUCGUUGCAAUGGUGAAGAAGACAGACACUCUGUAUUGACCUGAUUAUGUUCAGUUGAUUUUCCAGGAAAGGUGUACUUCUUACUGGGAUUUGCAAAUGUUAGGGAGAAGUUAUAAAAUGAAGAAAGAGGAAUUUCACUUGGGUAGCGGCAUCAAUAGUUUGCACAGCAAAAACUCCAUCGACUGGAGAGGGAGCUACCUAGCUUAUCUGAGGGAGCUGUGGCUAAUUGGGCAGCUGUACAAAUGAAGACCGAAUAAGGGAAAAUGAAGAUACAUUUCGUAUCAACUAAGUUCCCUUUCACAAUUGUGGGUCGGUGAGCUGUGCAUUCAUCUGUUGAGAGACAGAAACUUGAAGAUUAGUGAGGGGAAUCGUUGCCUAUUGAUGAAAGAUUGUAAUCUGUUGAACUCAAUGUGAAGUUUCAGUUGAGUGUUUGGCCCUCCUUUCCAGA
Messenger RNA from Rhodamnia argentea, 5938 nucleotides. RefSeq names its product disease resistance protein L6-like. Lineage: Eukaryota; Viridiplantae; Streptophyta; Magnoliopsida; Myrtales; Myrtaceae. The record is from RefSeq and is a predicted model, not a curated record. The transcript has 11 exons. Gene Ontology annotation, molecular function: ADP binding. Bases 731 to 5362 code for a protein of 1543 amino acids. Gene Ontology annotation, biological process: signal transduction; defense response.